CGGGCCGCGCCUGUGAUGAUCCGCAGCCCGCCGCGAGCCCUGCCCCCGGCCGCGCCCGCCGCGCCGCGCGCGCUGCUCCCGCCGUGGCCCCGGCGCCCGGGCCGCCGCUGGCCCGCGUCCCCGCUCGGGAUGAAGGUGUUCCGCAGGAAGGCGCUGGUGCUGUGCGCGGGCUACGCGCUGCUGCUGGUGCUCACCAUGCUCAACCUCCUGGACUACAAGUGGCACAAGGAGCCGCUGCAGCACUGUAGCCCCGACGGGCCGCCCGCGGCCGCGCCGGGGGGCGGCUGGGAGCGCCCGGGCCCACCGCCGGCCGCGCCGCCCCGCGCGCACCCGCGCUCGGACCCGCGGACCCCGCCCCGCCCGCCCGCCGCCGCCGCAGCCGCCGUCGGGGCGGCCCCGGGGGCUCCCCCGGGACCCGCAGCCCCGCCGGGCAACGGCACGCUGGGGCCCGCGGGCGGCGGCGGGGCCAAGCGGCAGCUGGUGUACGUGUUCACCACGUGGCGCUCGGGCUCGUCCUUCUUCGGCGAACUCUUCAACCAGAACCCCGAGGUGUUCUUCCUCUACGAGCCCGUGUGGCACGUGUGGCAGAAGCUGUACCCGGGGGACGCCGUGUCGCUGCAGGGCGCGGCGCGGGACAUGCUGAGCGCGCUCUACCGCUGCGACCUGUCCGUCUUCCAGCUGUACAGCCCCGCGGGCAGCGGGGGGCGCAACCUCACCACGCUGGGCAUCUUCGGCGCGGCCACCAACAAGGUGGUGUGCUCGUCGCCGCUCUGCCCCGCCUACCGCAAGGAGGUGGUGGGGCUGGUGGACGACCGCGUGUGCAAGAAGUGCCCCCCGCAGCGCCUGGCGCGCUUCGAGGAGGAGUGCCGCAAGUACCGCACGCUGGUCAUCAAGGGCGUGCGCGUCUUCGACGUGGCCGUGCUGGCGCCGCUGCUGCGCGACCCGGCCCUGGACCUCAAGGUCAUCCACCUGGUGCGCGACCCCCGGGCCGUGGCCAGCUCGCGCAUCCGCUCGCGCCACGGCCUCAUCCGGGAGAGCCUGCAGGUGGUCCGCAGCCGCGACCCGCGCGCCCACCGCAUGCCCUUCCUGGAGGCGGCGGGCCACAAGCUGGGCGCCAAGAAGGAGGGCGUGGGGGGCCCGGCGGACUACCACGCGCUGGGGGCCAUGGAGGUCAUCUGCAACAGCAUGGCCAAGACCCUGCAGACCGCGCUGCAGCCCCCCGGCUGGCUGCAGGGCCACUACCUGGUGGUGCGGUACGAGGACCUGGUGGGGGACCCCGUCAAGACCCUCCGCCGGGUGUACGACUUCGUGGGGCUCUGGGUGAGCCCCGAGAUGGAGCAGUUCGCCCUCAACAUGACCAGCGGCUCGGGCUCGUCGUCCAAGCCCUUCGUGGUGUCGGCGCGCAACGCCACGCAGGCGGCCAGCGCCUGGCGCAGCGCGCUCACCUUCCAGCAGAUCAAGCAGGUGGAGGAGUUCUGCGCGCAGCCCAUGGCCCUGCUGGGCUACGAGCGCGUCAGCAGCCCCGAGGAGGUCAAGGACCUCAGCAAGACCCUGCUCCGGAAGCCCCGGCUCUGAGCGGGGGUGGGGUGGGGUGGGGGAGGC
Sorex araneus (European shrew) is the source of this 1602-nucleotide messenger RNA. It is a transcript of the gene CHST2, whose product is annotated as carbohydrate sulfotransferase 2. Gene Ontology annotation, molecular function: N-acetylglucosamine 6-O-sulfotransferase activity. Lineage: Eukaryota; Metazoa; Chordata; Mammalia; Eulipotyphla; Soricidae. Gene Ontology annotation, biological process: carbohydrate metabolic process; N-acetylglucosamine metabolic process; sulfur compound metabolic process. Gene Ontology annotation, cellular component: Golgi membrane. The coding region runs from base 16 to 1575 and encodes 519 amino acids. The transcript has a single exon. The record is from RefSeq and is a predicted model, not a curated record.